CUGCGUAUUGACAUUAACCUCCACGCGCACGGCGAUUCCCGCAGUGAGCUACCCGUUCAGCGAAUCUGCGCGUGCCACAAGGACGCGUUUCGCCCUGCGGCGGGUCUCGCGUCCGUUGCAGUCGGGAGUUUUAGUGCAGUUUGGUUUCCCUCCGAAGCCUCCGCGCUAUCCUCGUCUCCCUGCGCGCGAGAGACGCCGCGUCGCACCUCGCAACACAAACGUUUCGUUUUUUUUUUUUUUUUUUUUUAAGUGAUGUAAUAUUUGACAGAAUUUUGCUCUCGUUCUGCUUUUGUCCUUUUUAAGUCAAAAGCCGCGGCGAAUGACACCGAUGCGCGAAGAACUCCUCCUCCUCCAGACUCUAUUCCGUGGACCGUACCUGUCGCGCAGCGUUUAGUCAAGCGACUCCAUUAAACGUUUACGACCCGCGUUCUUCAGGCGGUGGCUUUUCCGGAGCGUCCUCGGGAGUCUGGCGCGCGAGGAGAACGAGGGGGAAACGAGAGAACGGAACGGGAAAGAGAAGGAGAGAGGGGCUGCUCGAAACUGAACCGGACACAUGUUGAGUUAACGGAGCGUUCCCGCUCCCUCCGCCUCCCUCGGCGGAUUCGCAGUCUGCUUUUGAUUCCCGAGCAGGGAACCGGUUCGGCUUCGCCUCCGUAACCCCGUCUGAACUAUGGACUCGAAUAAAAUGGCAGUGAGCAUCAAUAAAGCCAUCAACACACAGGAGAUCGCUGUCAAAGAGAAGCAUGCCAGGACCUGCAUAUUGGGCACGCAUCAUGAGAAGGGGGCUCACACGUUCUGGCUUGCUGUCAACCGCCUGCCCCUCUCCAGCAAUGCAGUGCUCUGUUGGAAAUUUUGCCACGUCUUCCACAAGCUGCUGAGGGACGGCCAUCCAAACGUCAUCAAGGACUCGAUGCGGCACAAGGCUGACCUGAACGACAUGAGCAGGAUGUGGGGUCAUCUGAGUGAAGGCUACGGCAAGUUGUGCAGCAUCUACCUCAAACUGCUCAUCACCAAAAUGGAGUUUCACAUCAAAAAUCCCCGUUUCCCUGGCAACCUUCAAAUGUCAAACAGACAGCUUGAUGAGGCGGGUGAGAACGACGUCAAUAAUUUCUUCCAGUUGACGGUGGAGAUGUUUGAUUACUUGGAGUGCGAGCUGAACCUUUUCUUAGGCGUGUUCAGCUCGUUGGAUAUGUCUCGCUCCGUGUCGGUGACGGCAGCCGGUCAGUGUCGUCUGGCUCCUCUUAUCCAGGUCAUUCUGGACUCUAGUCAUUUGUACGACUACACGGUCAAACUGCUCUUCAAACUCCACUCCUGUCUGCCAGCGGAUACUCUGCAGGGCCACAGGGAUCGCUUCCAGGAGCAGUUUAAGAAGCUGAAGAGUCUGUUCUACCGCUCCAGUAACCUGCAGUAUUUCAAGAGACUGAUUCAGAUCCCACAACUUCCUGAGAAUCCGCCAAACUUCCUGCGGGCGUCAGCCCUCUCCGAACACAUCAGUCCAGUGGUGGUGAUUCCGGUGGAGUCUUCUUCCCCUGAGAGUGAACAUGUAGUAGAGACAGAAGACCUGGUGGACACAGACAUCCCACCUUUACCUAGCGCUGUGGAUAGCAAGUUCGACGACCUAUUUGGCACCUCAGCUGCUACAGACCCGUUUAACUUCAACAGUCAGAACGGCAUGCGUAAAGAUGAAAAAGACCGUUUGAUUGAGCAGCUCACAGCGGAGCUACAGGCGCUGAAAGAGGAGCUGGAGUCCUUCAGAUUGGAGAGUGGCCGUCUUUGUCAAGCACUACGAGGGCGUGUGAAUGAGCUGGAGGCGGAGCUUGCGGAGCAGACUCACCUGAAGCAGCAGGCAUUGGGUGAGAGCGAGUUCCUGAGGGCGGAGCUAGACGACCUACGCAGGGUCAAAGAGGACACCGAGAAAGAGCAGCGCAGCCUGAGCGAAAUCGAGAGAAAAGCACAAGCUAAUGAGCAACGCUACACCAAGUUAAAGGAGAAAUACACAGAGCUAGUCCAGAGCCACGCUGACCUGCUGAGGAAGAAUGCUGAGGUGACUCGUCAGAUGACGGUGGCCCGUGCCGCUCAGGAUGAGGUGGAGAAUGUGAAAAAAGAGAUGCAGGACAGAUUGAAAGCCGCUCAGGAUACUGCCAGUCAGCAGGAGAAGGCUCAGUUAGAGCAGCUUCAAGCUCUACAAGCCGAGCUCAUGUCCAGCAGAUCUGAACUAGAGACCCUGAAGAGCACCGUCACCUCCUCCCAACAGUCAAACGAGCAGCUCAAUACUCAGAUGUCCGCUCUGGAGGCUGAGAAGGUGGGGCUUAUGGAGACCGUAUCUCAGAAGGAGGCGGAGGUAGCCAGUUUGGGGGAGGAGUUAGAGCGCGUGCAAAGCAGUCUGACCAACGAGAGGGAGAGUGGCGUGAAAGCCGCUGAGGCCCUGCAAAACCAACUCAAUGAGAAGGAGAGUCGCGAGCAGGCUCUGGAGAGCGAGCUGGUGUCUCUGCGCUGGGCGGCUCUGCGGGCUUCACUGGAGGAGGCAGGGAGGAUUGUACAGGACAGCUUGAAUCAGCUCGAUGACCCCGCUCACAUCAGCUGCACCAGUUCAGCCGAUUACCUGGUGUCCAGGUGCCAGGUGGCUCUGGACUGCGUGGAGAGACUGCAGUCGGCCAGAGACGGCUUUGUAUCAGAUAACACAGAUGUGUCUGGACUGGUGCGGGCGGUGACUCAGUUCGCUCACCUGCUGGGAGACGUCAUCAUGCAGGGCAGUGCCACCUCACACAUGGUGCCGGUGGAGCAAGCUGACGCGUUGGCAGACGACGUGAAGGCGUGCGGCGCGGAGGCCCUGGCGUUGCUCUGCCAGCUCAAGGAGCAGAAGUCUAUGGAGACGGCAGACUGCAGCAGGCUGAGGGCGGCACUGGAUACCGUCAUGGCCUUGGGCGAGAAGUUGCGUCCUCGGGGUCUAGAACUGCAGCAAGGGGAGCUGGGAGAUCUUGUGGAGCAGGAGAUGGCAGCCACAUCGGCAGCAGUGGAGUCAGCCGCCGCCAGGAUCGAGGAAAUGCUCAAUAAGUCCAGGGCGGUUGACACUGGAAUCAAAAUGGAAGUCAAUGAAAGGAUCUUGGCGUCCUGCACAGAUCUCAUGCAGGCCAUCAAAGUGCUAGUGCUGUCCUCCAAAGACCUGCAGAGGGACAUUGUGGAGAGCGGCAGGGGGGCCGCAUCUAUGAAGGAGUUCUACGCCAAGAAUUCCCGUUGGACAGAAGGGCUCAUUUCCGCCUCCAAGGCCGUGGGCUGGGGUGCCACUAUGUUGGUUGAUGCAGCUGAUCAGGUGGUGCAAGGCAAGGGCAAGUUUGAGGAGCUGAUGGUGUGUUCGCGCGAGAUCGCCGCUAGCACGGCUCAGCUGGUCGCAGCUUCUAAGGUCAAAGCAGACAAGGACAGUUCGAACCUUUCCCGUCUCCAGCAGGCCUCUAAAGGGGUCACCCAGGCCACGGCAGGGGUCGUGGCAUCAACCAAGUCUGGCAAGUCUCAGAUCGAGGAAACGGAAACGAUGGACUUUUCCGCGAUGACCCUCACCCAGAUCAAGAGGCAGGAGAUGGACGCGCAGGUGCUGGUGCUGGAGCUGGAGACUCGUCUGCAGAAAGAGCGGGAGCGACUGGGCGAGCUGAGGAAGAAGCAUUACGAGCUCGCUGGCGUCGCAGAGGGAUGGGGAGGAGAGGAGGAGGGAACGGGUUGAGACUCGUCGCGUUCUGUGCCGCAGACGGGCCGCUUGGCGUCUUUAUACACACACAAUAUCUUUCCCCUCUCCCUUUUUAUUGUACUUUUUAACUCUUCGAUUUCUUUAUUGUACAUUAAAGCCAAAUAAAAGGUGCUUUUUUUUCUAACCUGCUCCCUCCUCCCCUGCCCGUGGAGUCUGGAGACGCGAGGAUGGGGAAGGAAGCGGGUGGCACACCUAGUGGACAGAGAGGGAAGUGCAGGCUCGCUGAACCGUCGGAGUAUUUCGUGUCCUCUUCCUCCUCGUACGGAGCGGGGGUCUUUCCCGUCAAACAUCCCAUGACGCAUUGCACAAGGGUGAGUCGCCCCCCCGUUUCGCUGUGCUGCGAUUCUUCCCGGACUCGACUUUUACAAACAGCAGCAGCAGCGUGCGACUUCCGUUUCUUAAAGGCAUUCCUUAACGUCGCGUAGGAUCAGCCCUCGCCUGGGUCCGUCCUUCCCUAGUCCCCUAGCAGUGGUCACUGGACUAAAACGAGUAAGAGAUGAUGACCUACUGCGGACUAACACCUGAAACACUAGAAAACUCAACUCUGUAUUUUUUUUUUAUGUUAAGCUUUAUGUUCCCAAGGCACUCGUUUUAUAAGAACACCCUUAAUAGAUUUAAUCCACUGGCUUUUUACUGUUCCACCGUGUUGACUUAUAGGGACAAACUUAGCCCAUUUCACCAGUUUCAAGUCCAUGACUGAAUAUGAACUGACUGUUUUUUGUGAGACCUCGAGCUCAUGCUUUUUGUUUUCUAGCUCUAUUUAGGUCCUUGUUUCAUCGGCACCGAUAGCACGGCACCAUAUUGUAUUAGUGACGGUCCCGUGCGGUUUACACACCGUUAACACGACAGCAUCCGUUAAUUCCCGUUGUCUUCUUCCAGCUCCACACACGCGCACACCUUCACACCGAGGCGAGGAGAGACGCCCCGUGCCUUCCAAAAGGGAAAAAGGGUCACAUUCCCUCACAAAGACCUUUAAAAACAAAUAAAAAAAAAAUCGUGAUCUGAGUAGCAUUAGGACAGUGUUUUAAAUUUGUAGUUUGGUGUUGCGAACUGAGAUCAUGAAACCUUGUAGAGCGUGGCGUGAGGACAGAUGUAGCCAUCCAUCGCUGUGUUCAACUCUGGUGCGUUUCGUUUGGAAUUUCGAGCUUCCUUUUUAAAAAAAAAUGGUACGGAGCCCCUAAGGGGACACGGUGAUGGAAAUUACAUUUCGUUGUUCUGUCUUAAAAAAAACGGUGGAAAUCUACUGGGAGAAUGAAACAUGAACGGAAACCGUUUUUUCUUCCACCUCAGGUUAUUCCCAUCGCAACGCAGAUGUAAACGUUUCCCUGGAAAUGCGUUUUUGCGUUUUUCCUUUUCAAGGGAAUCGAGAGGUUUUUCUCAAGGGAGCGCUUUCUAGGAAACUCAGGUUUGCGAGACGUUUCUCGAGGAACGCUGGUUUUGCGAUCGGUCGCUAAUAUGUCGAAGGAACGGAAAAAAAAUAAAAAUUAAAUGUUGUAAGCGUACGCAAAGUUUCUUGAGAAAAAUGAUUUGUUUUUGCGAGCAAAAGUGUUUUUUAGGCAACGCUAAAACAAUUCCUUCCAUCUUUUUUUCCAUCACGGUCUCUUUUUAGGAGCUCUGUAAAACGGUCAAAAUCGGUUUUCAAUUAUUUUGCUUAAAAAAAAAUUAAGUCUCUUUUAGAAUUGUGUAUAUAUUUCUCAUCAUAUACAGUACAAAUAUUACCGCGAUGUAUAGCCAUUUACAAGUGUACUUUACCAUUUAAAUUCUAUAGUUUUAUUUAUAGUAAUUCACAUUAAUUUAACGGAGAGUUGUUUAAUGGGCUUAAUUUUCUUUAGGCAAAAUAGCAUUCAUUUUGGGGGAAUUUUUUUGUUUAUUUUUAUUAUUAUUAUUAUUUUUUUUUUACAUUUCCCGACUGUUUUCAUGACAUUCACACAAAAUGGAGAUACAUGGGGAAUGUUAAGUCAAUUGAACUGGGUUCAGGAGGUCUGUCCACUUCUGUCAAAGCAAUGUAGACCACAUAGCCUUGUAGACCGCCACUGUCUGCCAGCAGCACAGCUCUCACCAGAGCUCACAGGGACUUGCAGUCUUGUAGUCAUCUACAAACCAGGGUUACCUCAACUUCUCCACAAACUACCAGUCAGUAACUACAAAGAGGAAAUGAUUGAGUUUAAGGGUCCUGUAGACUCGAUACGAACAUGCGUUGGCUAAAACCAUGAGUGUGUGCGUGCGUGUGUGUUCUUGAAUACUAAUAUAAUGUGUGUGUGUUUGGGUGGAUGCUGAGAUAUGAUAUAUAUACUGUAUAUCCCUUAUGUUGUUAUGUCUUAAUACCCUCAUAUUGUUUCACUUGUUGCACUGCUUUGGCUGUUAUGUUAAGUUGCGACACUGGGUAUUUAAUUUCCAAUUUUUUUUUUUUUUUUUCCGGAGUGUCAUCAUCUCCUCCGAUAAUGGUUUAUUUCACCGUUUAGAUUCGGUUGUCUAGUCUUACCAGCUCAGCCAGCCUCUAAACUGCCUCUCACUUUUGUUAACGGAGAAACGAAAACAAUUCCGCUCAGUAACAUUUUGGAGAAUAUCUUUGUAUGAUAUAUAUAUAUAUAUAUAUAUAUAUAUAUAUAUAUAUAUAUAUAUAUAUAUAUAUAUAUAUAUAUAUAUAUA
Molecule: messenger RNA, 6388 nt
Organism: Puntigrus tetrazona (Sumatra barb)
Lineage: Eukaryota; Metazoa; Chordata; Actinopteri; Cypriniformes; Cyprinidae
Gene: hip1
Product: huntingtin interacting protein 1
Exons: 31
Coding region: 671-3715 (1014 amino acids)
Biological process (GO): clathrin coat assembly; actin filament organization; endocytosis
Cellular component (GO): extrinsic component of postsynaptic membrane; presynapse; actin cortical patch
Molecular function (GO): clathrin light chain binding; actin filament binding; phosphatidylinositol-3,5-bisphosphate binding
Source: RefSeq, a predicted model, not a curated record